This is a messenger RNA of Vicia faba (fava bean), 1938 nucleotides long. Lineage: Eukaryota; Viridiplantae; Streptophyta; Magnoliopsida; Fabales; Fabaceae. The record is from the annotation of a GenBank genome assembly.
AUGGGUUUCAAUUCAGUCUAUCGAUCGUUGCAGGAUAUAUUCCCACAGGUUGAUUCUAGGUUGUUGAGGGCUGUGGCUAUUGAACAUCCUAAGGAUGCUGAUAUUGCUGCGGAAAUUGUUCUUACUGAAAUCAUCCCGUCAAUUACCAAGAAAUUACUUCCAGUAACACCUCCUGAGGAUGUGAGCCCAAGAGUCAUAGUAAACCUUGAAGAUGGAAGCGAGGACGAAGGGGAUGGGUUAGCGCUAGCACACCAUCAACUUGUUAAAAGCAGAGAUGCGGGGUCUUCUUCAAAUUCUUCUUCUAGGCCAGAUCUAAAUGUUCCAGUAAAAUCACGACAGGGUGGUAGUCCUCUAGUGGUAAUAAACCUUGGAGAUGAUAGUGAGGAAGAUGAUAGUGAGGAGGAAGGGGGUUUGGUGCAGAAACAUCAACUCGUUGAAGAUAAUGCCAUGGGGUCUUCAUCAUCCACAUCAUUAUCAUCACGUUCUAUACCCGUGCAGAUAGCCCAAACUGCCAAUUCUUCUGGUGGACUGGAUCUGAAUGUGACUCUUAAUGAGUCUACACUGUCAAAUGGCAGUGAUAGGAAGGAUGAAAACAAAAGAUUUUUCGGGAUAGAUCUUGAAGCUUACUUAAAAAGAGGGAUCUUGAAUGAUAUUCCUCAGGGGACAUCAAAUGGUUUUAACUUUUUUGAACAGGGGCAGCUUGAUGUCGAUUUUGAUUCUAAAAAUUUGGCAUCUUCACGUGUAUAUCAAGUGGCGGAGAAUGAACAGAACAAACUGAAUGAAGAAUGGGUAGAUUUUGUCCCUACGGAUGAAAAUGUUGAUGCCAAGAUCUCUGAUACAACUCGCAGUUUGGAAAAUUGUGAAACUGCCUUGAAUGAGUUAGAAGGAUCUGAAGUUCAAACUGUAUCUCAACUUCAGGAGCAUACACCAGUUGGUGAAGAUUAUCUUCAAAUGGUUAUUAAUUCAAAUCCAUCCGUCAUUGUUGGUGAAACUAGUCAUGUUGAAGAUGAGAUUGAUGUCAAUAAGACACUUAGCCAAAGUAGUCGAUCAUGCAGUAUUGAUACACUUGAGGAGACCAUUGAUGAAGCAAAAACUAACAAGAAAAUGUUGUUUUCAUCAAUGGAAUCUCUCAUCAAUUUGAUGAAAGAAGUGGAACUUCUGGAGAAAGCUGCUGAGCAGGCCAAUAUGUUAGCUGCUAGGGGAGGGUCUGAUAUUCAGGAUAGGGUAGAAGAGUAUCAAGCCUUGUUGGUGCAUGCUAAAGAAGCAAAUGACAUGCAUGCAGGGGAGAUUUAUGGAGAAAAGGCUAUUCUGGCAACUGAACUGAAGGAACUUCAAUCUCGUUUGUCCAGUUUGUCUGGUGAAAGGGACAUGUCUCUUGCAAUUCUUGACGAGAUGCGCCAAAUUCUUGAAUCUCGAUUAGCUGCAGCUGAAAUGUUGAAGAAAGCUGCUGAGCUUGAAAAGGAGGAAAAAGAGGGAUCAGCAAGGAUGGCACUUCUUGAGCAAGAAGCUAUGAUGGACAAGGUAGUACAGGAGUCACGAAGGCUACAACUGGAGGCAGAAGAGAAUUCAAAGUUACGGGAGUUUCUGAUGGACCGUGGGCAGAUUGUUGAUACAUUACAAGGAGAAAUUUCUGUUAUUUGUCAGGAUAUUAGGCUUCUAAAAGAAAAAUUUGAUGCAAAUCUUCCUCUGAGUCAAUCAUUCUCGUCAAGUCAGACAAGUUGCAUCUUAGCCUCUUCAGGUUCGUCUCACAAAACCAUAGCAUCAAAUGCGGGUUCUGUGCAUAGUGAUUCGUCUGAAAUACUCAAGAUCACCCAGGCAGCCUCGAUUGAAAGCCUUUCUUACAAAGGCGGGGGUGAGGAGAAGUCCAAAUCUGAACACAGUGCUCUUCUUGAUGAUGGGUGGGAAAUUUUUGACAAAGAUGCAGAACUGGAUUCUUGA